This is a messenger RNA of Centruroides sculpturatus (bark scorpion), 624 nucleotides long. RefSeq names its product ras-related protein Rab-28-like. The transcript is spliced from 4 exons. Gene Ontology annotation, cellular component: endosome; Golgi apparatus. Bases 1 to 456 code for a protein of 151 amino acids. Gene Ontology annotation, molecular function: GTP binding; GTPase activity. The record is from RefSeq and is a predicted model, not a curated record. NCBI's taxonomy places the organism in Eukaryota, Metazoa, Arthropoda, Arachnida, Scorpiones, Buthidae.
AUGCGAAUUCGAAUUACAUGGUUAUCGCUCAGUCCCACCCAUCAUGCAGUUUUACUAGUGUAUGACAUUACAAAUCAUAACAGCUUUGAGAAUCUUCAGGAUUGGUUGGGGGUUACUAGACAAGUAUUUAAUUCAUCUAAUAAACCUCAUCUGGCACUUGUAGCAAAUAAAUGUGAUCUAGAACAUAUGCGAGCUGUUAAAUUAGACAAACAUUUAAAAUUUGCUCAAGAUAAUGGUAUGUCUUCUCAUGCUGUAUCUGCUAAAUCAGGAGAUUCAGUUGCAUUAUGUUUUCAAAAAAUAGCAGCGGAGUUACUGGGUAUUAGAUUGUCCCGUUCCGAACAAGAAACCGUUCAACCCGUAGUCAAAGCAGAAAUUGUCCAACCUCUUAGUGCUUCAGAAGCUCAGCGUCGUGCUAUUAAUCAGCCAAUCAAAACUACUAUAUGCAGAUUGCAAUAAGUAAAAUGUGAUAAUUUUUUAUAAAUAAAUGAACAAAAACAAAUAUAUUUCAAUAAAGAAAGAAAGAAAUUAUUUUAGGUUUGAUUAAUUUAAGCUUUACAAAUAUUUAUUAUUGCAUACAAUCUUUUCAUUACUGUUACAUAUUGAAUGUAUUAAAUAUUAUUUUAA